Engraulis encrasicolus (European anchovy) is the source of this 1923-nucleotide messenger RNA. RefSeq names its product small nuclear ribonucleoprotein 40 (U5) (gene snrnp40). NCBI's taxonomy places the organism in Eukaryota, Metazoa, Chordata, Actinopteri, Clupeiformes, Engraulidae. Bases 125 to 1168 code for a protein of 347 amino acids. Gene Ontology annotation, molecular function: RNA binding; protein binding. The record is from RefSeq and is a predicted model, not a curated record. The transcript is spliced from 2 exons. Gene Ontology annotation, cellular component: catalytic step 2 spliceosome.
UUUUCCUGGUCCAGUGCAAUGAAUGGCGUUUCGGCGUGAACGGAGAGUGUUUUGAAUUAAGAAUUCGAGUUGUAAACACAUCCUCAGGAGACCGAAGAGCUCAACAUUUAGAUAUAUAAUCAAAAUGAUGCAGUCUAUGAAACGCCCUGCCGAUAUGGCAGUGGUUCCAGCCGCCAUGAAGAGACCCCGGAAUGAGCUUAUCGCCGCCGUGCAAUCCAAACAACUCAUGCCCACUGGACCCCCGAGAUGCUCAAGCCUCGAAGCUCCGAUUAUGUUGUUAGCAGGGCACGAAGGAGAAGUCUACUGCUGCAAAUUUCACCCCAAUGGAGCCACGCUGGCCUCGGCUGGCUACGACCGUCUCAUCUUGAUGUGGAACGUGUACGGAGAAUGUGAAAACUACGCCACGCUCAAGGGUCACAGCGGAGCAGUGAUGGAACUUCAGUACAACACAGACGGCAGCCUGCUUUUCUCAGCUAGCACCGACAAGACGGUAUGCGUCUGGGACGCAGAGACGGGUGAGCGGAUAAAACGCCUGAAAGGCCACAACGCAUUCGUCAACUCCUGCUACCCAGCGCGCCGCGGGCCCCAGCUAGUCUGCACAGGUAGCGACGACAGCACCGUCAAGCUGUGGGACAUCCGCAAGAAGGCGGCGGUGCACACUUUCCAAAACACCUAUCAGGUACUCAGCGUGACCUUCAACGACACCAGCGAUCAGAUCAUGUCCGGGGGCAUCGACAACGACAUCAAAGUGUGGGACCUGAGGCAGAACAAGCUCAUCUACAGCAUGCAAGGCCACGGGGACUCGGUGACAGGGCUCAGCCUGAGCGCAGAGGGCUCCUACCUACUGUCAAACUCCAUGGACAACACUGUGCGGGUGUGGGAUGUGCGGCCCUUUGCUCCCAAAGAGAGGUGUGUGAAGAUCUUCCAGGGGAACGUCCACAACUUCGAGAAGAACCUCCUGCGGUGCGCUUGGUCGCCUGACGGCAGCAAGAUCUCGGCUGGAUCCGCCGACAGGUUCGUGUACGUCUGGGACACCACAACUCGCCGCAUCCUCUACAAACUCCCGGGUCACGCGGGAUCCGUCAACGAGGUCGCCUUCCACCCAGAUGAGCCCAUAAUCCUGUCAGGAGCCAGCGACAAACGCCUGUACCUGGGCGAGAUCCAGUGAGAUGCGCAACACACACACAUACACAGGCCUUUGCCAGAGGAAGAACAGCCACAGAAGGACUAUCUAGAUCUAGAUAUCUUGAUCAGGCUCUAUUGUCUGGUCUGUGUGUCCACCCCGAUGUGAAUUUGAAUUUAACCCCAGGGGCAUAUUCCAAAAAAGUGAUUUAGUUACUCACACCUGGCUAAAUUAAUCCAGGGUGAAUUGUAAACCUCCUAUUAGAAGAGACUGUCAGUUUUCCCCUUCAAUCAAAACAAAGUCAUAGGACUCCUGUAUUAUUAGAGUUACCACUUGCUCAGGGUUUAUGCACCCAGGUUAAGAGACUGCUUUCAAUGCUGUCUGGAAUAUGCCCCUGAUCUGGGAGUGAAGAUGAUGAUAUAUUAUGUGAAAAGACUGUGGUUUUGUGGCUGACUUAAAGAAAUGCAAACUUGAAAUAGUGAAUUUUGUUAAGUUACAUUUUCUAUUUUUACAGAUAAUCUCAUUGGAUGAUUGAGUGGAUAUGGUGAGGUUCAGGCUAAACUAUCCAAAAUUCAUCACUGUUUCAAAUUUGGAAUCUAAGGCAUUGUUUUGAUCCUGCCUUUCAUGUCAAACAAGAGAGUGAAUGGGUUGUGUAAGACCACUGGGUGUUAGCCCACCCUAUGUGGCCAUAUGUGAGCGAGGGAGUAAAUGACAGUCAGCUGUUUUCAUACGUAACUUCAGUGUUUGUAAGACUCUAAAGCCUUUUUUUGGCAUUUUUAAUAAACUUGGUUAAAAAAAGA